AUGUCUAGCUCUGAUAAAGUGUGUUGUGUCCCUGGAUGUGUGGAAAGUGGAAAGUCACACAAAAUCCUGCAUGGAUUUCCAAAUCCUGAUAAGGAAAGGGAAAGGUUCAAUUCUUGGGUGAUGUCAAUUGGAGGUGACAUAUUGGGAUUGAAUAAUAAAUAUAUCCACAAAUAUCGCCGUGUUUGUCAUGGACAUUUUGAAGGAAAAUAUAUCUUCUAUUCUAAUAGAAUUAGCAGAAUGGCUGUACCAACUUUAAAUUUACCAGGUCCCACAUCUCUUCCUAAGUUCAAAUCCUUUGAACGAGGACCACUAAAAUCUAUUCAAAAUUUC
This is a messenger RNA of Iphiclides podalirius (scarce swallowtail), 330 nucleotides long. NCBI's taxonomy places the organism in Eukaryota, Metazoa, Arthropoda, Insecta, Lepidoptera, Papilionidae. The record is from the annotation of a GenBank genome assembly.